Schistocerca nitens (vagrant locust) is the source of this 1860-nucleotide messenger RNA. RefSeq lists its product as uncharacterized. The transcript is spliced from 4 exons. The coding region runs from base 1 to 1860 and encodes 619 amino acids. Lineage: Eukaryota; Metazoa; Arthropoda; Insecta; Orthoptera; Acrididae. The record is from RefSeq and is a predicted model, not a curated record.
AUGUCCAGUGAAUACAGAUUGUACGAUGACACAGCCACAUCAUCAUCGUACUCAGCAUCAUCAUCGUACUCAGCAUCAUCAUCGUACUCAGCAUCAUCAUCGUACUCAGCAUCAUCAUCGUACUCAGCAUCAUCAUCGUACUCAGCAUCAUCAUCGUACUCAGCAUCAUCAUCGUACUCAGCAUCAUCAUCGUACUCAGCAUCAUCAUCGUACUCAGCAUCAUCAUCGUACUCAGCAUCAUCAUCGUACUCAGCAUCAUCAUCGUACUCAGCAUCAUCAUCGUACUCAGCAUCAUCAUCGUACUCAGCAUCAUCAUCGUACUCAGCAUCAUCAUCGUACUCAGCAUCAUCAUCGUACUCAGCAUCAUCAUCGUACUCAGCAUCAUCAUCGUACUCAGCAUCAUCAUCGUACUCAGCAUCAUCAUCGUACUCAGCAUCAUCAUCGUACUCAGCAUCAUCAUCGUACUCAGCAUCAUCAUCGUACUCAGCAUCAUCAUCGUACUCAGCAUCAUCAUCGUACUCAGCAUCAUCAUCGUACUCAGCAUCAUCAUCGUACUCAGCAUCAUCAUCGUACUCAGCAUCAUCAUCGUACUCAGCAUCAUCAUCGUACUCAGCAUCAUCAUCGUACUCAGCAUCAUCAUCGUACUCAGCAUCAUCAUCGUACUCAGCAUCAUCAUCGUACUCAGCAUCAUCAUCGUACUCAGCAUCAUCAUCGUACUCAGCAUCAUCAUCGUACUCAGCAUCAUCAUCGUACUCAGCAUCAUCAUCGUACUCAGCAUCAUCAUCGUACUCAGCAUCAUCAUCGUACUCAGCAUCAUCAUCGUACUCAGCAUCAUCAUCGUACUCAGCAUCAUCAUCGUACUCAGCAUCAUCAUCGUACUCAGCAUCAUCAGCAUCAUCAUCGUACUCAGCAUCAUCAGCAUCAUCAUCGUACUCAGCAUCAUCAUCGUACUCAGCAUCAUCAGCAUCAUCAUCGUACUCAGCAUCAUCAUCGUACUCAGCAUCAUCAUCGUACUCAGCAUCAUCAUCGUACUCAGCAUCAUCAUCGUACUCAGCAUCAUCAUCGUACUCAGCAUCAUCAUCGUACUCAGCAUCAUCAUCGUACUCAGCAUCAUCAUCGUACUCAGCAUCAUCAUCGUACUCAGCAUCAUCAGCAUCAUCAUCGUACUCAGCAUCAUCAGCAUCAUCAUCGUACUCAGCAUCAUCAGCAUCAUCAUCGUACUCAGCAUCAUCAGCAUCAUCAUCGUACUCAGCAUCAUCAUCGUACUCAGCAUCAUCAGCAUCAUCAUCGUACUCAGCAUCAUCAUCGUACUCAGCAUCAUCAUCGUACUCAGCAUCAUCAUCGUACUCAGCAUCAUCAUCGUACUCAGCAUCAUCAUCAUCAUCAUCGUACUCAGCAUCAUCAUCAUCAUCAUCGUACUCAGCAUCAUCAUCAUCAUCAUCGUACUCAGCAUCAUCAUCAUCAUCAUCGUACUCAGCAUCAUCAUCAUCAUCAUCGUACUCAGCAUCAUCAUCAUCAUCAUCGUACUCAGCAUCAUCAUCAUCAUCAUCGUACUCAGCAUCAUCAUCAUCAUCAUCGUACUCAGCAUCAUCAUCAUCAUCAUCGUACUCAGCAUCAUCAUCAUCAUCAUCGUACUCAGCAUCAUCAUCAUCAUCAUCGUACUCAUGGGCGUCCCGGCUUCCGGCGCCGGUGACGUCACGCGCGAGGCCGUACGAGCGCGGCAGGCCCGGGGCUUCGCCGCUACUCUACUGCCGGCGACUCGCGGGACACGACACAGUCGGCCGCAAGACGCCAGCAGCGCCGCGCCGCGGGCCGCAGCCGCACCUGGUGCCGUUCAUUCCCUCAGUAUUAGCACGCUAA